GUCCCAUAAUUAGUCUUUGUCUGGACAAAAGUGGAAGUACAACAUUUUCAACAAACAAAAGACGACUGCGUGAUUAUGUUCUAAAAAAAAAAAAAAAAGGACUGCGCGCUUGUUAGCACUAGACACUGCAGUCAAAGGAAUAGUGGCGUGGUUGCAAAUUAGCAGGAGGGGAAAAGGUGGGGUCUUUGCUUCGGCAUAGAGGAAAUAUCAGAGGUGGCCUCAAAAGCCUCAAAGCUCAGUGCAUUAAGGUGAACGAAACCUGUAUUGAGCUCUAGCAGGAAGACAAUUGCUUUCUGGUCAAAGAUGUUCCGAGUAUAAAGCAAAAAAAUUUAACUGGCCAAUGGCAUAUAUAUGUUUCAGCCCUGUAUAUAGAACCAAAAGAAAGAGAAAAGCUGUUUUCAUCGUUCUCUUCUUUCGUCCGGCUUCCAUCUCUGCCGCCCGACACCUCAACCCGCCAACAGGCAAUCACAACCAGCCUACCAAGGCAGAGGAAACAGUUGCAAACCCAAAUUUAUACCCGGAAAGAUGGGCGACGGUGAAGAGAAAGGGAGCAGAUCCACUUCAAAUUGCAGGGUCAAGCUUACCAGACUGCUCUCAUGCAUGUGGCUCUUGCUCGCCAUGCAGGCUAGUCAUGGUCAGCUUCGUGUGCGCGUCGCUCGAAGAGGCGGAAACGUGCCCCAUGGCUUACAAGUGCAUGUGUAACAACAAGUCUUAUCCUGUUCCAUGAUCUUAAGUAUCUCUUUCAAUUUUCGGUUGUGCCGUAUAUAGCUGUAAGAACCUGCCUGGUCCCAGUUUUCCUAGCCCUUUUUUUUUUUUCAGCCCCAGUUUUCCUAGUGUUAAGGCUUGGGGUUUCUUUUUCGUGUAAUCAAUAUAGUUUUCAAUU
Rubroshorea leprosula is the source of this 883-nucleotide messenger RNA. The record is from the annotation of a GenBank genome assembly. Lineage: Eukaryota; Viridiplantae; Streptophyta; Magnoliopsida; Malvales; Dipterocarpaceae.